This is a messenger RNA of Cyprinodon variegatus (sheepshead minnow), 692 nucleotides long. It is a transcript of the gene mb, whose product is annotated as myoglobin-like. Bases 23 to 466 code for a protein of 147 amino acids. Gene Ontology annotation, cellular component: extracellular exosome. Lineage: Eukaryota; Metazoa; Chordata; Actinopteri; Cyprinodontiformes; Cyprinodontidae. Gene Ontology annotation, molecular function: oxygen binding; heme binding. The transcript has 3 exons. The record is from RefSeq and is a predicted model, not a curated record. Gene Ontology annotation, biological process: oxygen transport.
CAGACUCUCUCCUCCUCUGAAGAUGGCCGACUACGAUCUGGUCCUGAAGCACUGGGCUCCGGUGGAGGCGGAUUAUAACGGCCACGGGAACCUGGUUCUGACCCGUUUAUUCCAUGAGUACCCAGACACCCAGAAGCUGUUCCCAAAGUUUGCAGGCCUCGCCAAGGGGGACCUGGCGAGCAAUGCGGCCGUUUCCGCCCACGGUGCCACAGUUCUGAAGAAGCUUGGUGAGCUGCUGAAGGCCAAAGGAAACCACGCCGCCAUCCUCAAACCGCUGGCCAACAGCCACGCCACCAAGCAUAAGAUCCCCAUCAAUAACUUCAAGCUGAUCACCGAGGUCAUCGCUAAGGUCAUGGGGGAGAAGGCCGGCCUGGACGCCGCCGGCCAGCAGGCCCUGAAGAAUGUGAUGGCCGUCGUCAUCGCCGACAUGGACGCCACUUACAAAGAGCUGGGCUUUACUGGCUGAACGUAAUCCGGCUUGGAUUAGAAAUAAUCUGAAAUUCUUCUGCUUCACGUUUUGACCCAAGAUCUUGGUUCAUUAGUUAAUAAACAGCUGCUGAUGUUAAUCCAACCGUUUCCACGAAGCAUCAUAAGAGCUUCGCUUUCACUGUAACCGGCUGCUUGAUGAAAAGUUUGACUCUUCUGUCAAUCAUUGUCUGAUUCGACCAAUAAAAUCGCUCUGCUUCUCCUUA